CCGCCUCCUCUCUCUUAAAACUUUCAGUAUCAGCGUCUCGCCCUCAAAGAUUUUUUAGGGUUUCAUAGAUCCAUGGCAACCACUGAAUCGGUUCAGUGUUUCGGUCGUAAGAAAACAGCAGUAGCAGUAACUCACUGUAAGAAAGGAAAAGGAUUAAUCAAGAUUAAUGGAUGUCCAAUCGAAUUAGUAGAACCAGAAAUCCUUCGUUACAAAGCUUUUGAGCCAGUUCUUUUGCUAGGUCGUCAGAAAUUCGCUGGUGUUGAUAUGAGAAUUAGAGUUCGUGGUGGUGGACAUACAUCACAGAUUUAUGCAAUCAGACAAAGUAUUGCAAAAGCUUUAGUUGCUUAUUAUCAGAAAUUUGUUGAUGAACAGGCUAAGAAAGAGAUUAAAGAUAUCCUUGUUAGGUAUGAUAGAACUCUUCUUGUUGCUGACCCAAGACGUUGUGAACCUAAGAAGUUUGGUGGUCGUGGUGCUCGUGCUCGUUUCCAGAAGUCUUACCGUUAAGAGAGGGAUCGUCUAUGUCAAGGAAGAAGGAAGAAAGUCACCGAGGUUUUUGGUACCAUUUCUUGUUAUUUUCUUACAUUUUGGAAUGUUAUAUACUAUUUAUGGAUUUUUCUUAGAAUUUUGGAUGAAUUUUAGUAGUUUUAUUUGGUUAAAGUGAAAUGCUAAGGUUCUGGUACUAUGGAGUUAAAUGAAUCUUGUUACUUAAUUAUCAUGGAUUUAUGGAUGUUGUUUCUGUUUUUUUUU
This is a messenger RNA of Papaver somniferum (opium poppy), 747 nucleotides long. RefSeq names its product 40S ribosomal protein S16. Gene Ontology annotation, biological process: translation; maturation of SSU-rRNA from tricistronic rRNA transcript (SSU-rRNA, 5.8S rRNA, LSU-rRNA). The record is from RefSeq and is a predicted model, not a curated record. Bases 73 to 504 code for a protein of 143 amino acids. Gene Ontology annotation, cellular component: ribosome; cytosolic small ribosomal subunit. Lineage: Eukaryota; Viridiplantae; Streptophyta; Magnoliopsida; Ranunculales; Papaveraceae. Gene Ontology annotation, molecular function: RNA binding; structural constituent of ribosome. The transcript has a single exon.